AUGAUCGCCGAGGACACGCUACUGCGCUUCAGCGGAGUUCCCCUCGGAGAGGCCUGUACCGACGAAGCGGAUCGUUUGCUGCACGACGCUCUUUGCGUGUUGGCCGCGGAAACGUCCGCUGACGAAGACGACGACGAUCGCCGACAAAGAAAGAGUACCGUUUGUAACGCUUAUCUAAGCGAAGAGUGCACGUGUAAUCAACAUGCCCAUCGAAGGACGCUGCAGCGAUGGCCGGACCUGGACAUCCUGGACAGCCGGAUUAUGCUGCUGGAGCAAAAAUUUAACGAAAAGAUGAUUGUUUCUAUGAAGAUGAACAAAACUACUAGUCAGAUGAGUUUUAAAUAUAGUUAG
Culex pipiens pallens (northern house mosquito) is the source of this 351-nucleotide messenger RNA. RefSeq lists its product as uncharacterized. The transcript has 3 exons. Bases 1 to 351 code for a protein of 116 amino acids. The record is from RefSeq and is a predicted model, not a curated record. Lineage: Eukaryota; Metazoa; Arthropoda; Insecta; Diptera; Culicidae.